Molecule: messenger RNA, 490 nt
Organism: Paraglomus brasilianum
Lineage: Eukaryota; Fungi; Glomeromycota; Glomeromycetes; Paraglomerales; Paraglomeraceae
Source: the annotation of a GenBank genome assembly
AUGAAGUAUCUCACUUUGAUACUCAUUCUCGCUGCCGUAACUUUUGCUUAUGCUAUGUCACCUCGGCUGCAAAGUAGAUCCGACAUCACGAAUUCUCGGCUGCAAUUUAAACCUGCCACCACAAAUUCUCGGCUACAAGGUAGAUCUAAUACCACAUAUCUUGAAGCAAGGAAGCUUAAUGGCAAAUAUGCUGGAUUAUCUCUAUUGGCAAACGCUAGUGCCUGCGCCGAUCCAACAUACGUUCCGUGUCCAAAUAUCAAUGGAUGUUGUCCUCCAGGCGUGAAAUGCUUAUCUGACGGCCACUGCAACAUUCCAUGCACUAUUGUCGAUAUACCUUGUGGUACUAAGGGUUGCUGCCCCCCUGACCACGUUUGCACACCUGACCUUCAUUGUACUCCUGGUACUCCUGGUACUCCUCCACCCGUGUGCGACACUGGAUAUUUUCCAUGUCAAGAUAAGCAAGGUGGAUGUUGUCCUGAUGGCACGCAAU